AUGUCAUCUUCCAGUUCGGAUAGCUUUACCGUCAAGGUGAUGACCUUCAACAUCCAGCAACUGUACGACAUGGGCCCCAAGACUUGGUGGGAUCAAGCCAAUCGAGCCGCUCGUAUUCCUCAAGCAAUCGAAAAGAUGUGUACUGACGACGAAUCGCAGUAUCCCGACGUGUUGAUCUUGAACGAAUGUUUUAAUAGCUAUGCGGCCACCAUUGCGCAACAACUGCAAUCCCUCUUUCCCUACCAAACGCCGAUUAUUGGAAAAUCUGACACCCACAAUUGGAAGACCACAUCCGGCGAUUUUCGCAACAAAUAUCACAUGAUCAAUGGCGGUGUCAUGAUCCUGAGUCGACACAAAAUCCUAGAACAGCAUCAGUACAUUUACCAAACGACACAUGCCAACACGUGGGAUGCCUGGGCCAACAAGGGGAUUUGUUAUGCCAAAAUUGCCGUUGCUGGCAACCACAGUGUACACGUGUUGGGCACUCAUCUUCAAGCCGACGAAGGACACGUCCCUCACGCCGAUACGCAUCAAGUCCGCAUGGCGCAAUUGAAAGAAAUGCGAGACUACGUGACACAAGAACUAUCCUUGCCGACUACAGAACGCGUCAUUCUCGGAGGCGACUUGAAUGUCGAAUUGACCACCGAAGAGUUUCGUCACGACUUGGAACGCACACUCCAGACAACCGUGCACUGCGACAAUCCGCCUCCCAUUGGAUCCUUUUCGACAUCCCAUAACAUGAUGACCAAAGCCAAUGCGCGCGCCAAUGCCCAGUCGGAAGAACGCAAUGAAGUUUUGGAUUAUUUGUUGAUCCCCUCUGAAUAUGCGCAACCUCUGGGGGACAGUGCCAAAUUUGAUGUGGUGCCGCUCAAAGCAGCCGAGUCGUGGUAUUGGAGUUAUCUGGACAAACACUGGCCGGAGAAACAGGGGAUGCACAAUGAUCUUUCGGAUCAUUAUCCCGUCAUGGCAACCUUUCGGUUCUCCACCGCGUAA
Molecule: messenger RNA, 993 nt
Organism: Seminavis robusta
Lineage: Eukaryota; Bacillariophyta; Bacillariophyceae; Naviculales; Naviculaceae
Source: the annotation of a GenBank genome assembly